Saprolegnia parasitica CBS 223.65 is the source of this 339-nucleotide messenger RNA. RefSeq lists its product as hypothetical. Bases 1 to 339 code for a protein of 112 amino acids. Gene Ontology annotation, molecular function: GTPase activity; GTP binding. The record is from RefSeq and is a predicted model, not a curated record. The transcript has 5 exons. Lineage: Eukaryota; Oomycota; Saprolegniomycetes; Saprolegniales; Saprolegniaceae.
AUGGCGGAAGAAGAGGCCAUCGAUCUGCAGCAAGAUCGGCAACCGAUGACGCCAGCGCCCGAGCUUGUCGUCGAAGAAGCGGCCACGGUCGUCAAGAAGCCCCACACGAUCAAGCGUCUACUGCUUGGCGACAGCAGGUUGCGACCGCUGCGCCUCAAAGACGAGCACGACGUGGCGCUGCAGAUUUGGGACACGGCCGGCCAGGAGCGUUUCCACCGCAUCACCUCCAGUAGGCGCCUCUCGCUAAUCGUACUUCGAGAAAAAGGCACGAGCGGCAGCAUCCUCGUCGACGACUCGCCGACGAGUGACAACAAUCGACGUGCCGAUAACGUGCAAUAA